Aplysia californica (California sea hare) is the source of this 586-nucleotide messenger RNA. RefSeq names its product 40S ribosomal protein S11. The coding region runs from base 85 to 555 and encodes 156 amino acids. NCBI's taxonomy places the organism in Eukaryota, Metazoa, Mollusca, Gastropoda, Aplysiida, Aplysiidae. The transcript has 5 exons. Gene Ontology annotation, biological process: translation. The record is from RefSeq and is a predicted model, not a curated record. Gene Ontology annotation, cellular component: ribosome; cytosolic small ribosomal subunit. Gene Ontology annotation, molecular function: structural constituent of ribosome.
GGAAAUGUAGUUCUUCAAGGCUAUCCCAGCCUACCCACAAAUCUCUCUUCUUGCACUCUUCCUUUUUCUUCCGAGCCAGCAAUCAUGGCGGAUCAUCAGACUGAGCGUGCUUUUCAAAAGCAGCCAACUGUAUUCCUAAACAAGAAAGCCAUUCUUCAAGGAAAGUCCAAGAAAAAUCUUCGCUAUGUGCGAAAUGUUGGUUUGGGAUUCAAGACUCCUCGUGAGGCAAUCGAUGGACAAUACAUUGACAAGAAAUGCCCAUUCACAGGAAAUGUGAGCAUCCGUGGACGUAUCUUGACAGGCCGUGUGCUGAAAAUGAAAAUGAUGCGCACAAUUGUCAUCCGUAGGGAGUACCUUCAUUACGUGAAGAAGUACUGCAGAUUUGAGAAGAAACACAAGAACCUCAGUGUCCACCUGUCCCCUUGUUUCAGGGAUGUAGCAAUUGGUGACAUUGUGACUGUUGGAGAAUGCAGGCCCCUGUCUAAGACUGUGAAGUACAAUGUCCUCAAGGUGACAAAGUCAUCUGGAAACAGAAAAGGUUUCAACAAGAUGUAAGGGGUUGCCAAUAAAAUGUUCUUAAAAAUGA